AUGAAUUUAAUUGGGGAGGUUUGGACCAAAAAAGAAAGAGUUGGGGAGGUUGAGAGGAAUCAGGCAAUUAGGGAAAUGCGUCUUGGGGUAAAGAUACGAGAUUGGGUUGCUGUGCUGCGCACAGUGGGGGACCUGCCACCAUGUGCAGAGCUGUGGCUGGCCAAGAUGAACAAGUGGGCUGACACUUUACUGCACGCAGCUAUCACUUAUAGGGCACCAACCGCCGUCGUCGAUGAGCUGUUGGAUGAAAUGCGGAGACAUGAAUUUGACGUCAUGGAGAUUGUGUCAGCCAGGAAUCAGUGGGGCAACACUCCCCUUCACUGCGCCGCCUCUAGGGGCUCUCCCUUGUUGUGUCGCAGCAUCCUCCAUGCCCUUCCCACCGAUGAACAGAUAACCCGCGCCGUUCUGGAGCGUAACAAAGAGAGAGAGACGCCUGUGUUCCUGGCUGCUGUUCAUGGUCACCCGAAGACCUUCCACUUUCUCAGUGACUUUGUAGAACCUGAGCAUACUACAGCUCCCUACAUGAAGCCCAAUGGGGAUUCUGUACUUCAUGUAACCAUUCAACGAAAGUACUUCGAAUUAUCAUUCGCAAUAAUGCGUCACAUCCCCGACCUGGCUUCCAUCAUCAAUGAAAAAGGGCAGGCACCUCUGGACGUCCUGGCCUCUAUUCCUUCGGCAUUCAGGAGUGCCACUCACCUGAGCUGGUGGGAGAGGCUUUGGUACCCCUUCAUCACGAUUCGUCCGAUUCUUCCCUGGCCUCCCUGUUUGCGGCGUUCAGAUUUGGAUCAUGAUGGACCGCCUGAUCAGCUUCCCACGCCUGAAGCUCCUUUCGGAUUCUCCAUUUUAAGGAGUACCAUGGAGAAGAAAAGGAGACAUGUGUUUGGUUGGCGGAUCAUGAAACGACUGCUAGACAGUGACGCUUUUUAUGAUAGUUUGACGGAGAGGGAGCUGUUGGUGCUGGACCACGAUCAUCCGGCGAACUUACCAAUGCUAGCAUCAUCAUUAUUAGGAUGGACACCAUUGUUGAGAGCAACAAAAUAUGGUGCAAUCGAAUUGGUGCUGGCAAUCUUGGAAAAAAAGCCAUUUGCAAUUGAGGAUGAAAGUGAUGAGAAGAAGAAUGUGAUGUUGGUGGCGGUGGAAGAGAGAUAG
This is a messenger RNA of Neltuma alba, 1149 nucleotides long. RefSeq lists its product as uncharacterized. The record is from RefSeq and is a predicted model, not a curated record. NCBI's taxonomy places the organism in Eukaryota, Viridiplantae, Streptophyta, Magnoliopsida, Fabales, Fabaceae. Gene Ontology annotation, molecular function: protein binding. Bases 1 to 1149 code for a protein of 382 amino acids. The transcript is spliced from 6 exons.